Molecule: messenger RNA, 549 nt
Organism: Oldenlandia corymbosa var. corymbosa
Lineage: Eukaryota; Viridiplantae; Streptophyta; Magnoliopsida; Gentianales; Rubiaceae
Source: the annotation of a GenBank genome assembly
AUGUCUGAUCCUUUGGUUCAACAAGUUAAUGAUGAUGAGGUUUGUGGCGUUCAUGCCAAGGUUAUUGAUUUUGAAGAAGAGCCUUUGACUCUCGAGGAAGAAAAGGAAGAGAAACUUAUGCCCGAAUCAAACGCCGAAGCAGAUGAUAUUGAAAACUAUACGCUCUCUGGGACAAAACCCUAUUUUGAUUUAAUUCUCAGAAGCACAAACGUUGGCCAUUAUUCCAUAGUGUACAUCCCGGCCAAGAUUAAAUCAGAACUGCCAUCUUCGACGGCCCCGGUUGUCCUUACCUCUCAUGGCAAGCGCUGGAAUACGACGACUCAUAAAACUUUUAAUGGCCAAAAAAAAUUUGGAUGGAGGCAGUUUGUGGUUGAUAAUGAAUUGAAAGUCGGAGAUUGUUGUUUUUUCGAGCUCAUGGAAGCUAGCAACACGAGGGUUGUGUUCAAAGUUAUUAUUAUCAGAGGAUUUCCGGCCUCUCAAUCAGGCGAAACUAGUAAAGAAGCCUAUGGCGAUGGCGACACUGAGGAGAAGCCAAUUAUCAUCAAGUAG